AAGAGUUUUUACUCCACUACUUAUCUUCUUUCUCAGGAAAAGAUAAAACAAAACUAAUAAAAAAAAAAAAAGAAUUGAAGAGAUAGAGAGAAGCUUUUAGAGAGAGAAACAAUGGCGGGGAGUGGAGUUUUUAGUGAGAUAAUCGAUGGUGAAGUGUUCAAAUACUACGCCGAUGGAGAGUGGCUUACUUCUUCUUCUGGGAAAUCUGUUUCCAUUGUUAAUCCCACUACAAGAAAGACACACUACAAAGUUCAAGCUUGUACACAAGAAGAGGUGAAUAAGGCAAUGGAAAUAGCGAAAGCAGCACAAAAGUCGUGGGCGCGGACCCCGCUUUGGAAGAGGGCCGAGCUUCUUCACAAAGCUGCAGCUAUCCUUAAAGAGCACAAAGCCCCUAUUGCAGAGGCUUUAAUUAAGGAAAUCGCAAAGCCAGCCAAAGAUGCCGUCACCGAGGUUGUUAGAUCCGGCGAUUUGAUCUCUUAUUGUGCCGAAGAGGGCGUUAGAAUUUUGGGACAGGGCGCAUUUUUGGUGUCUGAUAGUUUUCCGGGAAACGAUAGAACAAAGUACUGUCUCACAUCCAAGAUUCCACUCGGUGUUAUUUUGGCUAUACCACCUUUUAACUAUCCCGUAAACCUUGCUGUAUCCAAAAUCGGACCGGCUCUUAUUGCAGGGAACUCCCUUGUUCUCAAGCCUCCAACUCAGGGUGCGGUGGCUUGUCUUCACAUGGUGCACUGCUUUCACUUAGCUGGUUUUCCGAAGGGACUUAUCAGCUGCAUCACAGGGAAAGGCUCCGAGAUUGGCGAUUUUCUGACAAUGCACCCCGGUGUGAAUUGCAUAAGUUUCACGGGCGGUGAUACUGGAAUUGCGAUUUCGAAGAAAGCAGGGAUGAUUCCUCUACAGAUGGAAUUGGGAGGAAAAGAUGCUUGUAUUGUGCUGGAGGAUGCUGAUUUAGAUUUGGUGGCUGCAAAUAUUGUGAAAGGGGGAUUCUCUUACAGUGGGCAGAGGUGCACAGCUGUCAAGGUGGUAUUGGUCAUGGAAUCCGUGGCCGACGCUGUGGUCGAGAAAGUCAACUCGAAAGUGGCAAAAUUGACCGUGGGCCCACCGGAGGACGACUGUGAUAUCACCCCCGUUGUCUCGGAAUCGUCGGCCAAUUUCAUAGAAGGGCUUGUGAUGGAUGCUAAGCAAAAGGGUGCAACAUUUUGCCAAGAAUACAAGAGAGAGGGGAAUCUCAUAUGGCCCUUGUUGUUGGACCAUGUUCGGCCCGACAUGAGAAUCGCGUGGGAGGAGCCUUUCGGGCCCGUUGUGCCCGUUAUUAGGAUCGCCUCCGCCGAAGAAGGUAUUCAUCAUUGCAAUGCUAGCAACUUCGGGCUCCAGGGGUGUGUGUUUACUAAAGAUAUCAAUAAAGCAAUGUUGAUUAGUGAUGCUAUGGAGAGCGGAACGGUUCAGAUUAACUCGGCACCUGCUCGCGGUCCAGAUCAUUUCCCUUUCCAGGGAAUUAAGGACAGUGGAAUAGGAUCACAAGGAAUAACUAACAGCAUAAACAUGAUGACAAAGGUGAAGAGCACUGUGAUCAACUUGCCAAGCCCCUCUUAUACUAUGGGCUAAAACUUACGAUCGACCUUUCGAUUUAUUUUCUCUACGGCUUUAGCCUACGAGAUUUUCUUUCUUUCCUUUUUCUUUUGAAAGCAAGAAAUAAAUUGUACUUUAUGGCACAUUUGCGAGGAUUGUCGUGUUCGGAGAUUUUAUUUAACUUGUAUUUAUCGAACUUAAUCGUCGUUUACGAAACCUUAAAAAUUUGCAAGAACUUUCAUAUU
Erythranthe guttata (spotted monkey flower) is the source of this 1811-nucleotide messenger RNA. It is a transcript of the gene ALDH11A3, whose product is annotated as aldehyde dehydrogenase 11A3. The record is from RefSeq and is a predicted model, not a curated record. Lineage: Eukaryota; Viridiplantae; Streptophyta; Magnoliopsida; Lamiales; Phrymaceae. Gene Ontology annotation, molecular function: lactaldehyde dehydrogenase (NAD+) activity.